GCGGUGGCGGCGGCGGCGGCGGCGGCGGCGCACGCUUCCUGCGGGCGCGGCUGCUGUGGGCGCGGAGCUGCGAGGCGGAGCCGGGCCGCCGAGCCGGGAGCCCCGAGCCGGGAGCGCGUCGGUCCAGCCUCCGGGCCGCGCCGCCGCCGAGCAGCCGCCCCGCGCGCCGCGCCUCGGGAACAAAGGCGCCCGCCGCCGCCGCCGCCGCCAUGAAGCCGGGGCCACCGCACCGCGCCGGGGCCGCCCACGGGGCAGGCGCCGGGAACGGGGCCGCGGCCGGGCCCGGGGCCCGCGGGCUGCUCCUGCCGCCGCUGCUGUUGCUGCUGCUGGCCGGGCGCGCCGCGGGGGCUCAGCGCUGGCGCAGCGAGAACUUCGAGAGGCCUGUGGACCUCGAGGGCUCUGGGGAUGACGACUCCUUCCCCGACGAUGAGCUGGAUGACCUCUACUCAGGGUCGGGCUCGGGUUACUUUGAGCAGGAGUCGGGCAUUGAGACAGCUAUGAGGUUCAGCCCAGACGCGGCCAUGGCGGUGUCGACCACGCCCGCAGUGCUGCCCACCGUGGACAUCCAGCCUGUGGGCACCCCGUUGGAAGAGCUCCCCUCUGGGCAUCCCACCCCAGAGCCAGCCACCAGCCCCCCCGUGGUGACAGAGGUCCCAGAAGAACCCAGCCAGAGAGCCACGACCAUCUCCACUCCCACGGCUACCACAACUGCUACGACUGGGGGGGCCCUAACUGUGGCCACGGUGCCUGCCACAGUGGCCACUGCCGCCCCCAGCCUCCCCGCGGCCCCCCCUUCCACGGCCGCCACCACCUCCGUCAUAAGGACCACCGGUGUGCGGAGGCUUCUGCCUCUUCCAUUGACCACGGCAGCCACGGCCCGGGCCACCACUCCAGCAGCACCCGCACCUCCCACCACGGUGGCUGUCUUGGACACAGAGGCCCCGACGCCUAGGAUGGUCAGCACAGCUACCUCCAGGCCAAGGGCCCUUCCCAGGCCAGCUACCACCCAGGAGCCUGACAUCCCCGAGAAGAGCACCUUGCCCCUGGGGACUACUGCCCCUGGACCCACGGAGGUGGCUCAGACCCCAACUCCGGAGUCCGUCCUGACCACGAUCCGGGAUGAGCCUGAGGUGCCUGUGAGUGGGGGGCCCAGCGGGGACUUUGAGCUGCCAGAGGAGGAGACCACACAGCCAGACGCAGCCAAUGAGGUGGUGGCCGUGGGUGGGGCCGCCGCCAAGCCAUCAGCUCCACCUGGGGCGCUGCCCAAGGGUGCACGCCCAGGCCCCAGCCUCCUGGACAACGCCAUCGACUCAGGCAGCUCAGCGGCCCAGCUGCCCCAGAGAAGCAUCCUGGAGCGGAAGGAGGUGCUCGUAGCUGUGAUUGUAGGUGGGGUGGUGGGUGCCCUGUUCGCUGCCUUCCUGGUCACCUUACUCAUCUACCGCAUGAAGAAGAAGGACGAGGGAAGCUACACCCUGGAGGAGCCCAAGCAGGCGAGCGUCACGUACCAGAAGCCCGACAAGCAGGAGGAGUUCUACGCCUAGCGGAGCCACAGUGCCUCCCGCAGCUCAGCAGCGCCCCUCUGCCUAGCCCCCGGCCCGGCCCCAUCAGCCCUGGCCCAGGACUGGGCCUGGAAGGGAGCCCGGCCCCAGUUCAUCUCUGCCCGCCCUCCUGAGGUCUGCCCAGACUGCCAGCCUCACAGAGACCUCGCCCAAGGGGCAGGGGCAGCGCCAUUGGCCCUCAACUGUG
Messenger RNA from Lontra canadensis (Northern American river otter), 1746 nucleotides. RefSeq names its product syndecan 3 (gene SDC3). Lineage: Eukaryota; Metazoa; Chordata; Mammalia; Carnivora; Mustelidae. The record is from RefSeq and is a predicted model, not a curated record. Bases 210 to 1541 code for a protein of 443 amino acids. Gene Ontology annotation, biological process: cell migration. The transcript is spliced from 5 exons. Gene Ontology annotation, cellular component: membrane; cell surface.